Molecule: messenger RNA, 447 nt
Organism: Closterium sp. Naga37s-1
Lineage: Eukaryota; Viridiplantae; Streptophyta; Zygnematophyceae; Desmidiales; Closteriaceae
Source: the annotation of a GenBank genome assembly
AUGCGCGAAAGGUGUCGUCAAGACGAGAGAAGCGGCGGUACUGGGUGUGAAGCUUCCCGCAUGUCUGACCUGUGCGGGCACCUGGGUCUUGCUCGGACGCUGCUGCUGCUGCCGCUGGCCCCCGCCAGAACCGCCCCUCUGAACAGCUCCACCCCGGGCGCCACCACUGCUCCCGCCACCACUCCCACUGCCGCCACCACUGCUCCCGCCACCACUCCCACUGCCGCCACCACUGCCGCCGCCGCCGCCACCACUGCCGCCGCCGCCACCCCCAUUGUCGCUACCACCACCGCCACCAACGCCUCCACCCCCACCACCACUCCCACCGCCACCACCGCCAGUUCCACCGCCUCCACCGCCUCCACCGGCUUGCCAUCCGCUCAAGCAGGGCAGCGCGCAGGCAGAUCAGGGCGGCGCGCAGGCAGGGCAGGGCGGCGCGGCGGCUAG